Cryptomeria japonica (Japanese cedar) is the source of this 738-nucleotide messenger RNA. RefSeq lists its product as uncharacterized. The coding region runs from base 43 to 552 and encodes 169 amino acids. The transcript has 2 exons. NCBI's taxonomy places the organism in Eukaryota, Viridiplantae, Streptophyta, Pinopsida, Cupressales, Cupressaceae. The record is from RefSeq and is a predicted model, not a curated record.
CCAAGAAUGGCAGUUAAGCUACGAACAAAAAAAGAAUGUUAGAUGAGAAACUUAUACACGAAGAAUACUACCUACGAUCUUUCUCUACAAAACCUUCAAACAAAUGUCACUGCAUUUCAAAACUUCAGUGAGAAAAGAUCGGCCUUUGCGAGAAUCGAACCCGCGUCGACUGAAACAAACAAAGAAAGGCAAAUAAUGGGGCCUGGAGGUCCGGGAGGAGGAGGAGGAGGAGGAGGAGGAGGACCUGGAGGCGGUUUUGGACCAGGUGGAUUUGGCCCCGGACCAGGUGGAUUCGGCUCUGGACCAGGCGGUUUUGGCCCCGGACCAGGUGGUUUUGGACCAGGCCCUGGUUUUGGACCCGGUCCAUGGGGAAUGGGACCUCCUCCUAUGCUUGGAAAUUACUGGGGAGGUGGUUUUGGGGGCUGGGGUGGUGGAUUCGGCGGUUGUAUAUGUGAUAUCUUGCAGUGCUUGUGUUGUUGCUGGCUAUUAGAGAUGUGUUGUGGAGGAUGCUGCCCACCAUUUAGAGGAGGUCCACCACCUCCUUAUUACUGAUUUUCUCUUUCUACUAAAUUUAGAGCGUCGCUAAAAUAAGAUAUCUAUUUUCUUUUGUGGGUUGUGCAUCUCUUCAGAGGAACGUGUUGUUUUGAAACUGUUAUACUUAUUUAUUCGUCAACUUUUGAUGUUUAAAAUUUUCAAAGACUUUAAUAUGUGAGACAAUGUGAAACGAUUUUCGUGGAA